GUGAUAUACGUAAAAAAGCUCAAGAAUCUGUUAAAUUAAAAUCUGAGUUAAAAGAAAGUAUUAGAGACAUUCAAGAAAUAUUAAAUAACAGAACUGAAUGGCUCAAAUUGAAAGAUAGCAAAACUAUAACGACUGAAGAACAUAGACCAAUAUACAUACAAUUGCAGGCAAAAUCUGAAUCAAUUCCAAAAUCUAUUCUAAUUGCGGAAAAAAUUUGUGAUUAUAUUGAUUGUGAAGAUUGCUGGAAGCGUCACUGUGUGUAUAGUAACAAGUCUUUAACCGAUGAUGAGUUAUAUGACUUUCAACAAAUAUUAGAGUUGUAUUCAUAUUCAUGUGGUGUGCUGAUUUUUUCUAAUGAUCAUUAUUUGAAGGAA
Racocetra persica is the source of this 374-nucleotide messenger RNA. The record is from the annotation of a GenBank genome assembly. Lineage: Eukaryota; Fungi; Glomeromycota; Glomeromycetes; Diversisporales; Gigasporaceae.